This is a messenger RNA of Erythranthe guttata (spotted monkey flower), 2371 nucleotides long. RefSeq names its product NADP-dependent malic enzyme, chloroplastic. Gene Ontology annotation, biological process: malate metabolic process; pyruvate metabolic process. Lineage: Eukaryota; Viridiplantae; Streptophyta; Magnoliopsida; Lamiales; Phrymaceae. Gene Ontology annotation, cellular component: chloroplast. The record is from RefSeq and is a predicted model, not a curated record. Gene Ontology annotation, molecular function: NAD binding; malate dehydrogenase (decarboxylating) (NADP+) activity.
GCCAAAUUCACCAAAUUAAAAAAAAAAAAAAAACCCAGAUAAAAUUAGUCAUAAUCAAGAAUCAGUUCUGACAUAAAUGCAGAGGGGGAAAUUGGAGAGGCAGAUAUAAAAUAAGAAUCGCCAAUUUUUUUUUCAUUUGCUUCUCAAAAUUCUCUGUACCUGUAAUUCAGCUACCAUGUUUUCAUUAGGCGGAAGCUGCAGCUAUCUGAAUAGCUCUGUUUAUGGGGUAUCAAAAAGCUUGGUACAAUGUACACACAGCAGGGUAUCGCCUCCUUCAAUGGCGGUGGUUUCUUUGGGCUCAAAUAACAGGCAAGUUGAUGAAACCGCCGUAUCGAAACAGAAUGCUUCCCACAUACCAUCUUCGUCAUCGUCGACGGCGGUGGAGAAAGAUUUAAAAUCGUCGGUUUGUGGGGGUGUGGAGGAUGUGUACGGUGAGGAUAGCGCCACAGAGGAUCAGUACAUCACUCCCUGGACUGUCACUGUCGCCAGUGGAUAUCCGUUGUUACGCGACCCUCACUACAACAAAGGCCUUGCCUUCAACGGGAAAGAGAGAGAUGCUCACUUUUUACGUGGUCUUCUCCCUCCCGUAGUUAUAAGCCAAGACCUCCAGGUUAAAAAAAUGAUGCGCAGCAUGCGCCAGUACCAAGUCCCGUUGCAAAGGUACAUGGCCAUGAUGGAACUUCAGGAGAGAAACGAGCGGUUGUUCUACAAGCUUCUGAUCGAAAAUGUGGAGGAGCUGCUGCCAGUUGUCUACACACCGACAGUCGGCGAAGCGUGUCAAAAAUACGGGAGCAUUUUCAGACAGCCUCAGGGUCUCUUCAUCAGUCUCAAAGAAAAGGGAAGAAUACUUGAGGUGUUGAAGAAUUGGCCCGAGAAGAAGAUUCAAGUGAUCGUUGUGACAGAUGGCGAACGAAUCUUGGGACUUGGAGACCUCGGAUGUCAGGGAAUGGGAAUACCCAUAGGAAAGCUAUCGUUGUAUACUGCUCUUGGUGGCAUUCGUCCUUCUGCCUGCUUGCCUGUGACGAUUGACGUGGGCACAAAUAACGAGCAGUUGUUAAAUGAUGAAUUUUAUAUCGGGCUGAGAAGAAAGAGAGCGACGGGGCAGGAAUAUGCUGAACUAAUGGAAGAGUUUAUGUCUGCAGUUAAGCAGAAUUACGGAGAAAAAGUCCUUAUUCAGUUUGAAGACUUUGCAAAUCAUAACGCUUUUGAUCUCCUCUCAAAGUACAGCUCCACACAUCUCGUUUUCAACGAUGAUAUUCAGGGUACGGCAGCUGUGGUCCUUUCGGGGCUUAUGGCAUCACUUAAUCUAGUUGGAGGGACCUUGUCUGAACACACAUUCUUAUUUCUUGGAGCUGGAGAGGCUGGCACUGGCAUUGCGGAACUUAUUGCUAUUGAGAUGUCAAAACAGACUGGUGCUCCCUUGGAAGAGACUCGUAAGAAGAUUUGGCUCGUCGACUCAAAGGGGCUGAUUGUAAGGUCUCGAAUGGAGUCACUUCAACAUUUUAAGAGGCCGUGGGCCCACGAACACGAACCUGUCAAAAAUUUAUUAGAUGCUGUGAAGGCCAUCAGGCCAACAGUAUUAAUAGGGUCAUCCGGAGCAGGACAAACUUUUACGGAAGAAGUCGUUCAGGCCAUGUCAUCCUAUAACAAGAAACCUGUUAUUCUCGCACUCUCAAACCCGACCUCACAGUCGGAAUGUACUGCUGAAGAAGCUUACAAAUGGAGUGAGGGCCGGGCCGUUUUUGCUAGUGGGAGCCCGUUCGGUCCAGUUGAAUAUAACGGGAAAGUUUAUGUUUCAGGCCAGGCGAAUAAUGCAUACGUGUUUCCUGGAUUAGGCCUGGGCUUGAUAAUUUCCGGUGCGAUUCGAGUCCACGAUGACAUGCUUUUGGCAGCUUCGGAAGCGUUAGCCGAGCAGGUUAGCCAAGAGAAUUUAGACAGGGGACUAAUAUAUCCACCGUUUGCAAAUAUACGAAAGAUUUCAGCUCAAAUAGCAGCUAGAGUAGCUGCUAAAGCCUACGAACUCGGGCUGGCGACUAGGCUACCGCCACCGGAGAAUCUAGUGGAAUAUGCCGAAAGCUGUAUGUACAGCCCCAACUACCGUAACUACCAUUGAACCAGUGGCGCUUUUCGUCCCUAAAUUAUUAGUUGACAAUUUUUCGACAUUUUAUUGACAGUUUUUCUUCAUUUUAUUUUUAUUUUUAUUUCAAACUUUUGGGGUCCGUUUUCCUUCCAAUUCUUCAAGUCUCAUUUAACACACAAAAUGCCGAAUUUUGUUCAGAUUUUAUGACAAUGAGAAAACAGCUUUGAGUUUGGGCAAAUUGAGCUCUGUUUGGCUGUGUUAUACUAUUGAGUUUAUUGCAUUUGUUACCCC